CAGCCGAAGCCAGCCGAUUGAAUGGGCCAAGUUUGAGCAGCCGACGCAAUGCGCAUGUAAAGUGCGCGUGACAUCAGAAUUAGCGACGUACUUGUUGUAUUAAGCACGUGAGCCAAAAUUGAAGCAUCGACGCCGUGUUCCGUUACUGCAACCACCACGUCCAGGCUUUGGGCGUGCGUAAGUUUGUGCACAGUACGCUGAUCUACUCACGUUUCAGCAUGAGCGGGUCGGCGAGGUCGCUUGUGCUGAACUCGUAUAAAAGCCUUCACCGUGUGAUCCUGCAAGUGUUUGAAGGUGACCCGGAGACCAUACGGGCAGCGAGGGUUAGAGUGAAAGAAGAAUACGUCAAGAACCUACGCGAAACGGACUCGGGUAAAAUAGAGGAGCUCCUGAAGACGGCCAAGAACGUGGAAAAAGUGCUUCAAACGGACCUGAUCAGGGCAGUUCGAAACGAGAAGGGAAACUACGAAGUGCAGCUGAAGCCCCAUCAUCUGCAGGACAAUGCUACGUGCAAGCCGCACGAUGCCAACAAACCGGGCUAACGA
Molecule: messenger RNA, 545 nt
Organism: Rhipicephalus sanguineus (brown dog tick)
Lineage: Eukaryota; Metazoa; Arthropoda; Arachnida; Ixodida; Ixodidae
Product: complex III assembly factor LYRM7
Exons: 1
Coding region: 219-542 (107 amino acids)
Biological process (GO): mitochondrial respiratory chain complex III assembly
Source: RefSeq, a predicted model, not a curated record